Molecule: messenger RNA, 1980 nt
Organism: Dimorphilus gyrociliatus
Lineage: Eukaryota; Metazoa; Annelida; Polychaeta; Dinophilidae
Source: the annotation of a GenBank genome assembly
AUUUUGUUUUGAUAUUUGGACUUGGGCGUAAUGUCGUCUAUGAACUUCAAUUUUGUUGAAAAAUGUCAAAGAAGAGAAGAAUCAAGUAGAUAUGCUAGAAAAUUUCAACGCUCAAGUAUUAUCAAUCAUUCCUUGAUUAAGAAAAUUGGACUUAAAACUGAACUAGAAGGCCAUAAAGGAUGUGUCAAUUGUUUAGAGUGGAAUAGCACAGGAGAUGUUCUUGCAAGUGGUUCAGAUGAUUAUACAAUUAAAUUGUGGGAUCCAUUUAGAUAUCGCAUGUUGAAUUCAAUGACAACUGCUCAUACAGGGAAUAUUUUUUCCGUAAAGUUUAUGCCUGAAACUUCAGACAAUACAAUUAUAAGUGGAGCUGCUGAUCACAAUAUUAAUGUUCAUGACGCCUACAUUGGCGAAACAGUUAGGAUUUUUUCUGAACAUCAAAACAGAGUGAAAAGGUUGGCAACAGCACCACUCGAAAGAGAUAUUUUUUGGAGUGGGUCGGAAGAUGGGACAGUAAUGGAAUUUGAUUUGAGAUGCAAUUAUAAAGAUGAUUCUCAUAAAACUGUACUAAUUAACUUAAGUGCUUAUUGUAAUAUAAAAAGCGAAGUGAAAAGUAUCAAUAUUAAUCCCCUGAAACCUUAUGAGUUGGCUGUUGGUGCGAAUGACCCGUUUGCUCGGAUUUAUGACAGACGAAAACUUAAAAAAUAUAACUUUGAUCUCCCAAGAAAUACUGCCUCUUUCAGCAAAAGUUAUUCUGAUAAUCUUAUAAAUUCCGAUAGUUAUAAAAUAGAUGAAAAUGCUGUUAGUUAUUUUGUACCAAGACAUCUAAUGGAGGAUGACGGUUGCUGUAGAAGGGGGAAAAACUUAACCAUUACGUACUUAACUUUUAGUCCGAAUGGUCAAGAAUUAUUAGUGAAUUUGGGAGGUGAACAAGUUUAUUUGUUUAAUACGAAGGACCAAAGUGAGGAUAUUCUUUUAAAAGUUGGAAAUUUAAGGGAAAAAUGCUUUAGUCCUAUUGAUAAUGAUGAGAAAUUUGAGUUGAAUUCUCUCAUGAAAAUGAAGCACGUUACAUUGAAGAGUAAUUCUCUAAAAGAGGAAGCGGAUAGGCAGAAUUCCAUCAAGGAAUAUUCCAAAGCUAUAAGAUUGUACAAUGAAGCCAUAAAACUCUCGCCAUCAACUCCUAUUUUAUAUUGUAACAGAGCUACAGCUCUCAUGAAUCGUGAUUGGAAUGGGGAUCUAUAUUCUGGUUUAAGAGACUGUGUUAAAGCAUUAACCCUAGAUAAAACGCUUAAAAAAGCUUACUUUAAAAUAGCAAAGAUUCUUCUUACUCUUGGAUGGCAUAAGGAGGCGGAAGAAUGGACAGAUGCUGUCUUUAAAAAAUACGUAAAAAGUGAAGCUGGACCACUUUUUGAGUCACUUCGAAAGGAUAUUAAUACGGCUAAAAAGGAGGCUGAAAAAGAACCGAGAAGAAGGAGGAAGUCAGAAGAUGAAUUUUGUAAACUGAAUAAACAAGAAACAGUAUGGAGAAAUAAAUCAAUUGAUUUCCAGAAUCGUUAUUGCGGUCAUUGCAAUACUACUACAGAUAUAAAAGAAGUCAAUUUUUGGGGCUCGAGUGGACAAUUUGUUAUGGCUGGAUCGGACGAUGCGAAAAUAUUUAUUUGGGAUAGGAAAACUGAAAAUCAACUUAUUACCCUUUCAGGAGAUGAUUCCAUUGUUAAUUGUUUACAACCACAUCCCUACACAUGUCUUCUUGCUAGUUCUGGUAUAGAUCCUGUUGUAAAGCUAUGGGGUCCGCUAUCGGAAAAUGAAGAAAAUAAAUAUUUGAUUACUGACAGUGAUAAGGUUGCAAGUGAAAAUCAAAAGCGAAUGAAUUCUGAUCCACUAGAAACAAUGCUGCUUAGUAUGGGGCAGAGUAUAAGAUAUUUGGAAAGACAAGAAAGUGAUGAGGAUCAGAGAGCUACCUAUCCUUGUAGACCUAGCUGA